AUGUUCAACGAGCAUCAACCCAAAUCUGAAGAGUACCGUAUCGAAGACACUCCGGUGGAUCUCUGCACACACGUGGUAUACAUCGGGGCUGUGGUCGAUUCGGAAUACCUUGAGCUGACGCCGCAGGAUAAAAAGGUUGAUAUACAGGAGAAAGGAUUUCAAAAGUUCGCUGAUCUCAAGAAACGACGGUCCGAUGUAAAGCUUUUGUUGGGUGUUAACAUUUGGUCAGAUGAAGUAUUUCAACAAAUCAUUGCCACAAACAACACACGAAAAAACUUCAUCGAUAGUGCCAUCCGUUUGUUGAAGCGAUAUAAUUUCGAUGGACUAGCGUAUAAUUGGUACUAUCCGAAAGAAGUAAUACAUAAUUAUGCUACGUUAAAUGAAGAAACGAAGCAAGCCUUCAAGAGUGCCGGACACGACUCGUGGACAGUUUCAGUGUUUGUUGACGGAACAGAGGAAUUCAUUGGAGUAGGACUCGACCACAAGCGCAUCUGUCAAACGGCUGAUUUUGUUCACCUUCGGGUAUGGCGACACCCGGGGUACACAAAAAAUUUCACGGACGUCCCUUCACCGAUGAACCGUCGAACCUUCGACAAAGGUGAGCUUGAGCAUUACAACGUUGUGGACGCGACAAGAAACUGGAUCAAUAUCGGAUGUCCCAGGGAAAAAAUACUGCUCAAAGUGUGGUUAAAUGGCUUAAUUUUCAAUUUAGUUGAUACAACCAAGCGCGUUGUUAAUUCUCCCAGCCAUAGUUUUCCGGAUUUCGUGCCGUACAACAAAAUUUGCUCCCGACUGCAGCAGGACGAUGAGUACUGGACUGAAGAUUGGGACGCGCGAAGUAUGUCACCGUACGCGAUAUCUUAUCCCACGUGGAUUGGUUAUGAAAAUGAAGUUUCUCUCGAAGAGAAGGUGCAUUUCGUGGACAGUGAAGGUCUGGGAGGGUUAGUGGUCGAUUCACCUGAUUCAGAUGAUUACAGUGGAAUUUGUGGAAAGAAGUACCCUUUGCUGACGGCUCUUUUUGAGGCGUACAAACCAAUCUGGUCGACCGACGAUGACACAUUUGGCUUUGCCAUCGAGCGAUCACGUCGUGAUGUGGGCCCAAAGGGAAAGAAGAUUUAA
Molecule: messenger RNA, 1119 nt
Organism: Anopheles cruzii
Lineage: Eukaryota; Metazoa; Arthropoda; Insecta; Diptera; Culicidae
Product: endochitinase-like
Exons: 2
Coding region: 1-1119 (372 amino acids)
Biological process (GO): carbohydrate metabolic process; chitin catabolic process
Cellular component (GO): extracellular region
Molecular function (GO): chitinase activity; chitin binding
Source: RefSeq, a predicted model, not a curated record